Messenger RNA from Hemicordylus capensis (graceful crag lizard), 3337 nucleotides. It is a transcript of the gene FPGT, whose product is annotated as fucose-1-phosphate guanylyltransferase. NCBI's taxonomy places the organism in Eukaryota, Metazoa, Chordata, Lepidosauria, Squamata, Cordylidae. The record is from RefSeq and is a predicted model, not a curated record. The transcript has 4 exons. Gene Ontology annotation, molecular function: transferase activity, transferring phosphorus-containing groups. Bases 859 to 2646 code for a protein of 595 amino acids.
AGGCCCACCGCCGCCUCUGUCCUCCACCACAGACGUGCCUCAGCCAAUCAGGUGCGUCCCUCUGCUCCGCUGCCCAGCCAAUCAGCUGGGUUGCCGGGAGGCAUCCCCACAGAGGCAAGUCUACGGGGAUUAAAUAUAUAGAUAGGUAAGGCACCCAGGGUACCUCACCCACCCAGUGGCAAAUGGCCAACAACUUUCUCUCUCAAAACAAACAAAGGAGCUGCACAACCUUUAGCUGAUGGGUGUUCUCUCUCUCUCUCUCAAUAGUAGUAGUAGUAGUAUAGAGGUUCUCAAUAUGAAGUUUUCAACGCAGUUUAUAUCCUACAUAUAUCGCACAUCUCUUAGUUUGCUGAUUUGUUCUAGCUAUACUUCAUAAACCAUUGGAUUAAGCCACCACUGCCCACAGCAUGGAACAACCAGCCAGCAAUCUGCGUUCAAAAUUCAAUGCAUGACUGUAAGCAAGUCAUUAUCCCUUGCUAGCUGCCUUCUGCCCACCAACGUCGCUAGGGUUCAACCCCUCAGCCCCUUCUCUUCCUCAGCGGGGGUUUAGCCCCCACGAUCCCCGGUCACCGCUCCACACACACACACACAGAGCUGUGCCUGCCCUUUGCCCAGAACCUCACUCUGUCCCACUCACCAGCUCCCUCCCACCCAAAAGCCCGAGUCCACCCUUAAAUUGCACUGCAGCAGGGAGAAACUGAAACAAGCCUUCCAGGAAGCGAGCGCUCGGCCUCGCGCGCCUUCCCGUUACCUAGGCAACCGGCUGCUUUGACACACCCCGCCCGCCAAGGCCCGCCCUACCGAGGAAGAGGUGGCACCACCGGAAGCGACCAUCAAAAGCGGCGGUCUGGGGGCGCGAUGCCUCUGGUAGAAGAGCCUGAGGCUUUCCUGCAACGCGCUACACGGGAGAGGCUGGAAAAGUUCGCCCGACUGAGAGGUAAAACAGUAAAGAAUGGAGAAUUCUGGGAUGCUGUUGUAAUAACAGCUGUUGACAAAAACCAGGAAAUUGCUUACCAGCAACAAUUAUCAGAAAAGUUGAAGAGAAAGGAACUUCCCCUUGGCGUUCAUUACCACGUUUUUGUGGAUCCACCUGGACCUAAAAUUGGAAACGGUGGAUCAACACUUCAUGUCCUUCGGUGCUUGGAAGAGCGUUAUGGAGAUAAAUGGGAUUCUUUGACUGUCAUAUUAAUUCAUUCUGGUGGAUAUAGUCAACGAUUACCAAAUGCAAGUGCCCUGGGGAAAAUUUUCACAGCCCUGCCUUUUGGGGACCCUGUCUACCAGAUGUUGGAUUUAAAACUGGCAAUGUACAUUGAUUUCCCCACCCACAUGAAUCCAGGUAUUUUGAUUACUUGUGCUGAUGAUAUUGAACUGUACAGUAUUGGACCAGCAGAAUUCAUCAGGUUUGAUCAGCCUGGAUUUACGGCAUUAGCUCAUCCUUCAAGUUUGACCAUCGGUACAACUCACGGUGUGUUUGUAUUGGAGCCAUCAUCACAUUCAGCAGAAAGAGAACUUGAAUACAGAUCUUGUCAUUGUUUCCUUCAUAAACCUAGCAUUAAGACCAUGCGUCAGUCUGGAGCAGUGUGUGAAAGGAGUAAUUGUCAGUCACUUCAUUCUGCAGGACUAGGUGACUCUACAUUGGACUCUGAGUUUGUUUACACAGAUAGUUUAUUUUACAUUGAUCACACCACUGCAAAACUACUGCUGGCAUUUUAUAAAGAUAUGGGCACAUUAUGCUGUGAAAUAGAUGCCUAUGGUGACUUUCUCCAGGCAUUAGGACCUGGAGCAACACAAGACUAUGCAAAAAACUUAGAAAAUGUCACCAAAGAAGAAUCGGGUCUAGUGGAAAUAAGAGAGAAGAUAUUUACCCUUCUAAAAGGAUUGCCUCUCAAUGUUAUACUCUUGAAUAAUUCCAAAUUCUAUCACAUUGGCACUACUCAUGAGUAUUUGUUUCAUUUCACUUCUGAUAGAAAGCUGAAAUUGGAAAUGGGUUUGCUGCCAAAUGUUUUCACCAUCUGUCGAAACAGUGCAGAAGACUUGGGGAAAUCAGCAUGUAUCAUUCACAGUGUACUCAGUUCAAGCUGUUCUGUGGCACCUGGCUCACUAGUGGAGUACUCUAGGCUGGGACCGGAUGUUUCAGUGGGCGCUAACAGCAUUGUCAGUGGCUGUUGUAUUGAUUCACAAGCAAACAUACCACCAAACACUUUCAUAACUACGCUAAGCCUGAGGAUCAGUGGAGAAGUAGUGUAUGUGAGCAUGGUUUUUGGUAUAGAAGACAACUUGAAAAAAAAUGUGAUAACUUUGUCAGAGACACACUUAUUGCAGUUUUAUGGAGUCAGCAUUGGACAGUGCUUGGAGCUCUGGGGCUUGAAGGUUUCAGACCAGCUCUUUUCCGGUGACAAGACCUGUCUGAGUUUAUGGACAAUUCGAAUUUUCCCUCUUUGCUCUACUUUAAGUGAUUCAGUGAAAGUGUCAUUAGGGAUUCUAAAUUCAGUGCAGAAUAAGUCACCUUUUAAACUGAAUAGUUUUAAGCUUUUUUCUGUGGAAGAAAUGCUUCACUACAAAGAUGUAGAAGACAUGUUGACGUUCAGGCAGCAACUUUAUGAAGAAAUCAGUCUGCAGAGACUAAAAAAGAAAUCUGAUUUGUAGAAGUGUAUUAAAAUGGUACAUUUCCUCCAUACUUUAAUUUGAAGAGGAUUGAUUGCUUUCAAGCCUGCAGAAAACCAGAAGUAAGCAGUACACACAUUUUUUUGUGUUUCAUUGAAGUAGAAAUAAUGAAACUGCAUUAACAGUGUUAUUGUAGCAUAACAUUAAUAAUGCAAAAAAUGCAGAUAAACUAGUCUUUUGAUGAAAAAAUUAAUGAAAUAUUUCAAAUCUAUAAAAACACAAAGAGGCAAAUUUUCUUGGCUGUCCAUUAUUAUUAUUAUGUUUUAAGUUUUUAUUAAUUCAAGUGAAGAAUGGAACAUUAAUUAGAAGUUUUGUUGAAAACCACUUAAAACUUUUUCAAAGAAGAAUGUUAGCUCUAGCAGUAUUUCAUUCUCAUAAUUGUUUGUUUUAAGCGAGCAAAACAGUUGUGCACCUGAAUGUGCUUGUUCAAAGCAUUUUUCAACACUGAGACAUGAAGAGUGAAAAGUGAAUGUUCACAGUACCAUUCUGUGUUGCAUGUACAAACCCCAGCUCCAUCCCACACUUGUUUCAAAGUGGGCGUGAACCAAAGUACACUUUAAUGCAACAGUGGAAGUGAGGCCUCACAAAAACUACUUCACAAGCGUGACAUUACUUCAUCUCAUACUAUUAUUAUUAUUAUUUAUUUACACAGACAGGUGUUAUUGACUGGUUU